Messenger RNA from Striga asiatica, 414 nucleotides. The record is from the annotation of a GenBank genome assembly. NCBI's taxonomy places the organism in Eukaryota, Viridiplantae, Streptophyta, Magnoliopsida, Lamiales, Orobanchaceae.
AUGUCUGGAAAUCGGGCUUUUGCAGAAGAAGAUGCCUCUUCCGGAGGAUCGGGAGACGAGACUAACAUGUUAGACGGACACAACAAACACCAGACCAUGACCCCUCAACCUGGUCGACUCAAAAGGAGCCGCAAAGCAACUGGCGAUGCCAUUGUCGAUGCCAUGCAGGAAAUAGCGGCAGCUUCUAAAGCUCGGGCUGCCGCAAUCAUGAGGAAUGAAGACCGUUUUGCCAUUAGCAAGUGCAUAAAAUUACUCGAUGAGAUGCAAGGUGUCGAUCAGGCUCUCUACUUUUACACCCUGGAUUUGUUCGAGAGCCCCACGGCUAGAGAAAUAUUUGUGUCCCUAAAGAGCGAGAGAAGAUUGGCGUGGAUACAGAGGAAGUUUCGGGCCUCUUCUGGUGGCCCAGUGGGCUGA